Messenger RNA from Pantherophis guttatus, 1096 nucleotides. RefSeq names its product transmembrane protein 50A (gene TMEM50A). The record is from RefSeq and is a predicted model, not a curated record. NCBI's taxonomy places the organism in Eukaryota, Metazoa, Chordata, Lepidosauria, Squamata, Colubridae.
CAGGCCGAGCCCGAAAUUAGCGUUUGCGCAAAACGAGAGACAUGCUGGAUUGCGGCCUUUCGAGCAUACGGGUCCUUGAGCCGGCCCCGCUUUUGUUUACCUGAGGGAGGGAGAAGGCGUGGUUACCGCUGGCGACGCCCGCAGUCAGCUGACCGCGCGCCGGCUACUUUCCCAAGGCGCUUGAGGGGCGGUUUUUCAGAGGAUUGAAAUAUGUCUGGGUUCCUUGAAAAUGUUAGAUGCUCCGAGUGUGUUGACUGGGGAGAAAAACGAAAUACAAUAGCUUCUAUCGCAGCUGGUGUGCUGUUUUUUACAGGGUGGUGGAUUAUAAUAGAUGCAGCUGUCAAAUAUCCAGGUUCAGCAGAGUUCAACCAUUCAUACCAUGCUUGUGGAGUUAUAGCUACAGUUGCAUUCCUAAUGAUCAAUGCCGUCUCCAACGGUCAGGUGCGUGGGGACAGUUACAGUGAAGGGUGUCUUGGGCAAACAGGUGCUCGCAUCUGGCUGUUCAUCGGUUUUAUGUUGGCCUUUGGAUCCCUGAUUGCAUCAAUGUGGAUUCUCUUUGGAGGCUAUGUUAUCAAUGACAAACAAAGCAAACCACCAGUUUAUCCAGGAAUAGCAGUCUUCUUCCAGAAUGCUUUUAUUUUCUUUGGCGGUCUGGUGUUUAAAUUUGGUCGCACUGAGGAUUUGUGGCAAUAAGUGACGUGGAGCAUCUCACCUCCUAUUUUUAAUUGUCAUUUUGUAAUAUUAGUGCUCUGCUAUCAGCAAAAAAGAAAAUGCCCACAUUUUAAAAUCAUGAUACACAUUUCCAUUUUUGUUCCUUUCAACUUGAGACUUUUCUACUCUUGGCUUUUUGACAUUAAAUAUUGUAGCCUGUGAUUAAGCUGAGAUGGAAGAGGAACUCUUACUGUCCUCUUACUGAAUGUUUUUGUUAUACCUUAAUAUUAAUGUAUCUUUUACCGUUCCUUUUUUCCGGGAUAUAAGUGCUGGUUUUUUAAAAUGUGAAAUACUUGACUGACAGUAUAUGUGGAAUGCUUGUAUAUGAAGGUUAUUACUUAUGUGCAUAAAAUGUAAUAGAAAUAUACUCUUAUUGUAUUUCUAA